Molecule: messenger RNA, 3538 nt
Organism: Paramecium sonneborni
Lineage: Eukaryota; Ciliophora; Oligohymenophorea; Peniculida; Parameciidae
Source: the annotation of a GenBank genome assembly
AUGAACUCAAUCUAUAUGGAAGUCGAAUAAUAUUCUGCAAGAGUACCUAAUGAAGAUUAAGCACUAAUGUCUAGAAGAGGAGAUUAAGAACUUAGAAAAAAUGAAUUCAUUUAAAAAAGUAAUAAGGAUCGUAAUGAUCCAUGUGAACUUAGUUUAAAUGAAAAAAGGAUUCUGGCUGAUAAAUGUGUUUAUAGUGGAAAAAUUAAGUUAGAAUCUAGACUGCAAGACAUUGAUUAAAUAUAUCUUCCUUUUGAUGAUGUUCAUUUGGAUGAAAAAGAAAGAAAUGAAAAAAUAAAAGAACUUACCAAAUCUUCAUAGAGUGAAAAUUAAAGAAUCAUUAUGAAUAGAAAAAACAAAUAAGAAAUAAUUUAUUGUUUUACAUUUAAUCCUGAUAAUACAAUCAAAAUACUUUGGGAUUUUUUUUGUAUGAUUUUAAUCCUUUAUGAAAUUAUUACAAUUCCAAUAAGGAUUAGUUUUGAUAUUGAAGUUAGUAGUUAAUUCGGUUAUGUUAUUACAGCAUCAUUUUUAUUAGAUAUUUUGAUUACAUUUAAUACUGCUAUAUAUAAGAAUGGUAAUAUAAACUAUUCCUAUAAAGAAAUUGCAAUAGAUUAUUUAAGAUUAUGGUUUUGGAUUGAUAUGAUUUCAUCAUUUCCAUAUGAUUUAUUAUUUACAGUGGCUUUAACAGGAGAAGCAGAAGAUGAAAUCUCUACAUCUUAAACAAAUUUAUAAAAAAGUGCUUAAAUUUUUAGAAUUUUAAAAUUUUUUAGAUUUAUAAAAGUGAUUAGAUUAUUAAGAUUGGCUAAAUUGAAAGCCAUAGUGGAUAAAAUAGAAGAAUAUUUUUCUGAAAAUUCGAUUGUUUAAACAUUAGCUAGUUUUUUAAAAUUAUGUGCUUUUGUUUUAUUUUGGUCACAUUGGUUAGGUUGUAUUUUUCAUUUUAUUGCCUAAAGUGAGGAUUCAAAUUAUAAUUGGUUAGUAAUUUAUGGAAUUUAUGAAGAACCAUGGUAAAUUAGAUAUGUUAAUUCAGUCUAUUGGGCUGUUACUACUAUGAUUACAGUUGGUUAUGGAGAUCUUUCACCUUAAACACCAACUGAAAGAUUAUUUGGAGUAUUUUUUCUUUUGAUUGCUUGUGGUGUUUUUUCAUUUACUAUGAAUACCAUUGGUAAUACGAUGUAACAACUUAGUUAAAAAUAAGAUCAAUAUUAAAAAAGGAUAGCAGAAAUCAAUAAUUAUAUGGGAAAAGUUAAAAUUCCUAAAUAAUUAUAGAAUAGAGUAAGAAGAUAUUUAUAAUAUCUUUGGGAUACACAUCGUAGUAUAAAUUAAGAAUCUAUUUGUUCAAAUCUUUCAGUUUCUUUAAAAUUUGAAUUUACUAUACAAGUAAAUGGAAAUAUUUUAGCUAAUUAUAAAUUAAUUUGUUAAACUUUUUCAAGAAACUUUUUAAUUGAAUUAACUUAAAUCUUGAUUGAAUAAACUUUUUAACCAGAUGAAUAUAUUUUUAUAGAAAAUGAAAUAAAAAAUGAAUAAUCACUUUAUUUUAUUUAAGAAGGAUAAAUUAAUAUAAUUUUAAUAAAAACAAGAUAAAUAGUUGCAAGAUUGACAAAUAAAUAAAUAUUUGGUGAAAUUAGUUUUUUUGGUAAUACUGAAAGAACAGCAUCUGCAAAAAGUGAUGGAUUUACUGAUAUAUUUGUAUUAAAAAGAAAUGAUUUUAUAGAUUUGUUAUCAAAAUUUCCAGAAGAUAGAGAAAAAUUCUUUUUGAUCAAUUCUGAGGUUAAUAAGAAUCAACUUUAGAUAUUAAAUAUUCAUUGUUAUUCUUGUGAUUUACCAGGACAUGUAAUAAGAGAUUGUCCAUCUUUACAUUUUGUAGUUGAUUUAUAUGUUUAUUAAAAGACAAAGGCAAAGUGCAUUUAAGCAAUAAUGAAAGAUUUUGUAAGAAAAGAUCGAAUAAAUUAUUGUGCACGUAAGUAUAAUUAGGAAAUAACAAUAAAAGCAAAGGAAUUAUAGAUGUAAAUAUAAACUCAUAAACAUUUGACUGAGGAUUGUAAUGUAGAUGAAAUAAUAUCAGAAGGUUUAGAAGAUGAUUCUAUAAAGAAAGGUUUUAAACUAAGAUCUAAAUUUAAAGAGGAUAGAAAUAGAAGAAGGAAUUGGGAAAAGAGUGUAAAAAAGUCAUAGAGACAGAUACAAUAAAUAUAAAUGAAAUAAUAAGAAAUAUUUAGUUUAACAAAAAGUCUAUCUUAAGCUAUAAUAUCUUCUUAAAGCAGUGUAAAUGUAAAGAAUACAUCAAUAAAUUAAUUUAAAAAUGCAUUAGAAAGUGAUGAAGAUAGCAAGAGCGAUACAAUUAUUUAAUAAAAGUUGGAAGAUAUUAUGGCAGAUUAUCAAAUCUUUAAAGAGGAAGUAGAGAAGUAUAAUGGAAAUUUAUAAUAAGAAAUGAGGAAAAAUAUGUAAGUAUUAACAGAUUUUGAAUAAGGGUAUGAUUAUAAUAAAUUUUAUCCUCAUAAUAAUAUAUCAGUAGUUAUAGAUGAAUAUAAUCAAUUUUAAAAGGGCAAUUCUGUAAAACCAAAGAUUGAUACUGAAUAUGAUUCAAAUGUUUUUUAAGAAUAUAUGAAUUAUUAUGUAAUAGAUAUAGAUGAUAUAAGAAGAUUUAAAUUAGAAGUAAAAUCUAAUUAAAUCAGAUAGUUUUUACCAUUUACAGAAUUACUGUAAUCAUAGUAUAGUAGAUAAGUAAAUAAAUGUAUUAAUAAUAAAAUAGAAAAAGAAAGAUUAGGGGUUGUUGAGAAAACCGAAAAGAUCAUUAAAGUAGAUAACAAAGGCUAUUAUGUUAGCUAAAAAAUUGAAAUGAAUUAUGGUACUAUAUUAUAAUUUAAUAAAAAAUAAUUAACUGAUAUGAAAUAAUUUAGAGAUUCUGUUAGUCCAGAAGUAAGAAGAUUUAUAAAAUAAUUUAAUAAUUGCUAAAGGGAUUAGAAAUAAGAUAAAUAGACAAGUACAGAUGAAAGCAAUUAAUCAAUAAUAUAAGAAAGAUUAGAUGAAAUUAAUAUAAAGGAAAUGUUUAUAAGAUUACCAAAUGAAGAAGUAAAAGAGAAUAAAUAACCUUAUUUGAAAAUAUCAAAGACUCCAACAGUUAGUUCAAACAAUAAUUCACUUAAUAGCAUUGAUUAAGAUAGAUAUAUAGAUAUUAUAGUAUAAAAGGUAGUGGAAGAGAUGGAGAGAAGAAAUAAUAGUAAAAGAUAACCUAUGUUAAGUAUAUAAUAGAAUACUGUUCAAGUUUAGAUAGGUUCAAAAUAUGAUGGUGAUAAUUAUUUAGAUGAUGAUUCCUUUAUUAGAUAGAUGUAUUAUUCAUUUAUUGAUUAGUUAAUAAACAUUAUUGAAUUCUCAUUAGACACCAAGGAAAGCUCAUAAUUUUGAAAAUUUUGAUUUAAGAUAGAAAUAGUUCUAAAUUUAAAAAGAAUAGAAAUUGUAGAAAUAAAGAGAAACUUAAUAAUUAAGUAAACUUGUUGAUGAAUUUAAAUGUUAUUUAAUACGUACAAGAAAAUCUAGAGGACUUUGA